Bombina bombina (fire-bellied toad) is the source of this 748-nucleotide messenger RNA. RefSeq names its product metalloproteinase inhibitor 2-like. Gene Ontology annotation, molecular function: metalloendopeptidase inhibitor activity; protease binding. The transcript has a single exon. Lineage: Eukaryota; Metazoa; Chordata; Amphibia; Anura; Bombinatoridae. The record is from RefSeq and is a predicted model, not a curated record. Gene Ontology annotation, cellular component: extracellular matrix. Bases 1 to 633 code for a protein of 210 amino acids. Gene Ontology annotation, biological process: negative regulation of membrane protein ectodomain proteolysis; negative regulation of endopeptidase activity.
AUGCGGUCAGCCCCGGUGUCUGGCCUCCUGGCCCCCGUGGCUCUGCUCGUCCUGCUUUGGCCUUCAAAUAGGUUAACCGCAUGCAGCUGCUCCCUCGUGCACCCCCAACAGGCAUUCUGCAACGCGGAUAUAGUAAUCCGGGCUAAGGUAAUCAGUGGCAAAGAAGUGGAUAGUGGGAAUGAUGUUUAUUUGAAUCCCAUCAAAAGGAUUCAGUAUGAGAUCAAACAGAUAAAGAUGUUUAACGGUCCUGAUAAGGAUAUUGAGUUCAUCUUCACUGCUGCAUCUUCUGCUAUGUGCAAUGUGACUCUGGAGACAUCUGGAAAGAAGGAAUAUUUGAUUGCAGGAAAGGCUGAAGGUGAUGGAAAGAUGUACAUCACACUGUGUGACUUCAUUUUUCCAUGGGAUUCUCUGAGUGCAACUCAAAAAAAGAGUCUCAACCAGCGAUAUGAGAUGGGCUGUAAAUGCAAGAUUUCACGAUGUCCUUUCAUUCCAUGCCUUGUCACUUCCCAAGAUGAAUGCCUGUGGACCGAUUUGGGUGACAGAGAAAACACUAUGCCUGCAUCAAACGCAGUGAUGGUUCUUGCUCCUGGUACCGAGGGACAGCUCCUCCCAAACAGCAGUUCCUUGACAUAGAGGACCCAUAGCCCCAACUGCUAUCAUGCCCCAAAUAUUAGCCCUGUGGGUCCAGAUCAGGAGGAAAAGAAGUGGGUAACUUAACAAGGCCCAGUACUGAUAUCAGUUCCUGAGA